CCCGCUGUCUAUGUGCCUCUCAAUAUCCCAAUCAGCGAUAGGUCUGCUAGGCGUUGCACAGCAGUCAUUCUCAAGAGUACCGGAAACACCGGAAUCCCGCGAACAACAGCCAUCAAGUCUCGUGACUGGACCAUCGACUUCGUCACGUUACAAGCAUCACGAAUUGAAGGGCCAGAAACACCGACAUCAAGUCCCCAUUCGAAUUCGCUGGGAUACCUCCAAUCACCGAUAAGCUACGUCUCUGAGCCAUGAACCGCAAGCAGCGGCGGGCCAAGGAGACAGCGAACACGAUCAAGAGUGCGGAUGACAUACCGCUCGCCAAACCAGACAGGACCACGACACCGGGACAGGGCCGAGAUGGCAAGAGCAAGACGAAGACGCUGCUCGAAAUUGCCGCAGAGCGACAGGCCCAACUGGGCUCGACGUCCGGGGCUGGAGGGAAGGGCAUCGACGCUCGUGCCAUCCAGCCGGAGAACAUCGUGCAGGUGAAGAUUGGGAAAGGGGGAGAAAUCAUCCCAGACCCAAACUCGCCGGUGCCACAAUCGUCGCUAUCGUCAUCACAACCACAGGAGGCGGAGUAUCCCUGGCUCGACACGCUCCUACUCGCGUCGUCGCUCAGCGCCGUCCAUUUCACCCUCUCCGUGCUCGCCAUGCACCAGUACGCCGAGGAGGUCCGGUUCCGGCCGUUGAUCAUGCAGACCGUCUUCAUCGCGUUCCCCACGCUCACCAUCUUCAUCUCUCUCUUCCACGGACACCUUCUACCUGCGUCGCUCACGAACAUUCCUACCUCAGUGAAGUACUGGAUUGUUCUUCUGCGGUCCAUGAUCUACGUGGUCACGGCGAACGUCGCGGGGUGUUACUUGAUCCAGUUGACGAAUGACAAGGGAUACUACGCGGUAAUGAAGGACGCGCCGGGAGUAGGCACGAUCUGGGUCUGGGCGGUUCUGGAGAUGGGAUUGCUGGGGGCGCUGGCUGGAGUGGCAGGGCCAGGAAUUUAUGCUUGGUGGUUUGGGUACGGGAUUUGGUGACCAGAAAGAGACGUGGUCAACACCAGUGCACGGGUUCAGGAACGAAGUCGUCUCCCGCUUGGCUACAAGACUCUGGAUUGUCGCAUAUGACAGAUGUCCGAGUCCAGUGGCCCGGAGAUGGCGGAGAAGCUGAGAAAUGUUCCCCUCUCCGUGUGACCAGCCCAUGUGCAAAGCGCCUUGGCCUGGUGGUACAAGGACGCUGCCUGCCGCGGACGCCCUCCUUGGAACGUGCUCAAGGUAGUGCAGAAGAAGGUCAGAUCGUGCGCCAAGGUCCUUCUAGAAUCCACCUGGCUACUGGAGCGGAAUCACGACAUAGUCACAGAUUAUUGAAAAAUUGGAUGGCCUGCUGCUCCCAGCAUUCGCGCCGAAUCCACGUCUGGACGUCGGGCCGCUCAUAGUGCCCAUUUUGCGCGGGUCUGACUGGAGUCGGAGAAGCCCGACAGUACUGCUUGGAGCGAAAUAUUGAAAUUUUCGGUGGUACGAACAAAAUGAGUUGGGGACUCGUGGCCCAAGUAAAGCAUUGGCAUUGGAUUUUCUGGUGGAUUCCAUCGAGUAAUGAUGGAGUAAUAACGGCGAAGUACCAGCAGAGAGAGAUCCAGCGGAAGACCACCUCCGUCGACACA
This is a messenger RNA of Cladophialophora immunda, 1651 nucleotides long. RefSeq lists its product as uncharacterized. The record is from RefSeq and is a predicted model, not a curated record. The transcript has a single exon. NCBI's taxonomy places the organism in Eukaryota, Fungi, Ascomycota, Eurotiomycetes, Chaetothyriales, Herpotrichiellaceae. Bases 249 to 1028 code for a protein of 259 amino acids.